CAUUUACAAAGGCUCGGAUUUGUAUUGCCCACAGCGUUAACAGACACAUAUAGUGGCGGUCGUAAUCCGAGCAGCCAGAGUCGGUAUAAGGCAAGAUCGUCACCGACGUGCCGUGUGGCGUCCGUCUUGCUUUUUACCACCGAUGUUGAGCAUCGUUACCCAUUCGCGGCGCGUCUGGCAGGGAGUAAUGCCCCACUGGCAUGAAGCGAGUCUGUUGUGCAACAGGUCACGGUGCCAAGCUACUAAAUUCGAGGCUGCCUCUUUGCCGCACAGAAAUAUUUCAAGUGCAAAUACAAGUCGAACAAAACUCGCGGACGUUGCUGUGUUCUGGGACUAUGACGAUUGCCCAUUACCUUCAGGCAAUGGAGGAGCGUCCAUUGUACGCGCGCUCGGGCAAUAUGCUAGAAGUAUGGGCGUAGUAUCCAGCUUUCGUGCAUACAGCCGACUUGUGCCUUUGAGCGCCAAGAGUGCGAUGAUGCGCAGAGGCGGCAUCACUAUAUGCGAUUGCGCUUGUGAUAGCAGGAAACAAGUUGUUCAUAGCUCCAUGAUCGCUGACAUGUUCCGGUGGACCUUCGACCGACCAGCUGCUGAUGCUUCUAACGUCAUGAUAGUCAUCACAGCAGGCAGCAGCUAUGCUGAUGCAGUCUCCACAUUGUCGCUGAACGGCUACACUAUGGUCGUGUUUGCUCCCCUUUCGGCGCACGAGAAGUUGAGAGCGGUACAAAGUGCUGCGUUAUUAGAAUGGACGGAUGCUUUAUUCGUGAAGGCACAUGCUUCUGAACAGAAUUCCUCCAGGCUGAAUGGUCCCAACCAUGCACAGGAAAACCCUCUUGUGCUUGAAAAGAACAUACAAUUUUUACCAUCAACGUCUUCAUCAACGACAGAUGGACAGCAUGCCUCGCUCUCUACAAUCACGCCUGUCAAUGUGGGCGCGGUAUCGACAUCGCACUCCCCAGCCAACAUACAUACGGAACACUCUCUGCAGUCAGAGCAAUAUCCACACUACUUCAAUCCCCUCGUGCAGAUCCUGCGACAACACACACAGGGAGAUCAAUUCACGUGGUUCCAACGGGUUGCGUCUGCACUUAAAGCGGAUAUUAACGAUAUAUACAAGCAGGCUGGCGUCGACAGCUUCAAAAACUACAUACACAUGGCGCAUCAAGCCAGGGUCGUUGACUAUGAUGACGUGAACAAGUUGAUGGGGAAACGCUACUUACGUUUGCAUCCUCGUUUGCGAUGAUGUGACUUCCGUGCAUAAGGUUUCUUGGAAACAUGCUUGUAGAUUCAUUUCUCCAAUAAUCCAGUACGUCCCGGAGAUCGAGGUGAUUUGACGGCUGCGGGAUGAAUGAUCUAGAAGUACGGUCAUGCGGUAUUGAGAAAUAGCAUAGUAUCACCACCCCAUUGAAUAUGCCCUA
This is a messenger RNA of Laetiporus sulphureus 93-53, 1415 nucleotides long. RefSeq lists its product as uncharacterized. Gene Ontology annotation, molecular function: RNA nuclease activity. The transcript is spliced from 8 exons. Gene Ontology annotation, biological process: regulation of gene expression. Gene Ontology annotation, cellular component: peroxisome. The record is from RefSeq and is a predicted model, not a curated record. NCBI's taxonomy places the organism in Eukaryota, Fungi, Basidiomycota, Agaricomycetes, Polyporales, Laetiporaceae. The coding region runs from base 188 to 1240 and encodes 350 amino acids.